AUGCAGCCCGACUUACCGUUGUCUAAGCAGAACCUCAUGGACCAGCUAAGGUUUGUGAAAAGAACAAAAAAGAUUACCGACAUCAAAUUUGAUGAGAUAAAGGCUCGGCUCGGAAGGGACGGAUUGCUCGUGACGGCUGGCACUGAUAACGCUGUGCCUGCGGAGCUGCCGGAGGCGAAUGCUUUGGGUGAGUCUGGUGCGUCGAUCUUGGUGCCUGGUUCGUGUGACGGCAUGCUGACUAGCCCAGAAGUUGCUGAGGCCACCCACAGCGAGUUGCUGGACGCUUCUGUUGAUGGUUUUCGUGGAGCUAGUCCUGACACCUCAGUUACAUCAGGUGGUUCGGGUGAUGGUACUGGCGCAGCAAUGCAAACUGGCACCAACGCUAGUGACACCCUGGGUGCGUUCGAGCCAGACAGUACACCACUUUACACCAAACUUGUUGAAAUCUACGAACAGUGCGGUUCAACUACUCCAGAGUCCAGGUCGAGCCUACCAGUACCUAGGCACGUGGCCAGGAAGUCCCUGGCCUCUGCCACUGCCCGUGUGAACAAGAUACUCCCUAGACUUCUGGAGUGUGACCCUGGGUUGCGAGAUGACACCACCUCGCUUGGCCAGAUCAGUGACAUGGUCUAUGCUGGGGCCAAGCUUGUACUCUCACUGCUGGAUAUCAAUACAGAUGGUACCCCUGAGACAGCUAGAGGAGAACGCUCCUUGCCUGCCUGGCGACAACGCCUUGAAAAACGUGUUUGUGCACUGAGGGCUGACGUCUCCCAGCUGACCAGCUUCCUGCGUGAUGGAUCCCUCUCUGACACCAACAUCAAGCAGCACAGGAUCCACCGGCAAUAUAAAGUCCAGACUUUGGAUCAGGCCCGCCAGCUACUGGAGUAUACGAAAAUGCAGCUAGAAGCAACAGCCGCACGGAUCCGGCGCUAUAAGCUAGAGGCAACACACAGGUCGGAGAAUCGUGUUUUCGUCACGAAUGAGCGUCAGUUCUACCGCAAUAUGACCAAGUCUACGGAAAUACCUGGGCAGCCACCUUUCGACCAGGCUGCUGCGCAUCCAUCGGCUGAGGCUGUUACUGAGUUCUGGUCAUCUAUACUGGAACAACCCGUGGAGCUGCGUGGCGGUGCUUGGCUUGAUAAUUUGGAGAGGGACUGUGAGGAGAUUCAACAACAAGACCGUGUCAUUCUUCAACUGGAGGACCUCAGGGACAUCUUGAAGAAAUCAAACAACUGGAAAGCCCCAGGACGGGACAAGAUCCAUGCAUUUUGGUGGAAGAAGUUUUCGUCUAUCCACGAGCGUCUUGUGGUCUCCUUUCAAUCAAUCCUGGAUGCAGAGACAGAGUCGCCGGCCUGGUUUUCGUUUGGUAUCACCACUCUACUGCCUAAGAAAGGAGACCUUUCUAGGCCCGAGAAUUAUCGCCCAAUAACAUGCCUGCCAGCGAUUAGCAAGAUAUUCACAUCCUUACUCGCUGCUGCCAUGUGGCGCCAUUUAUCUUCAGAGGAUAUCUUUGCAGAUGAGCAAGUUGGCUGUACUCCAGGGCGUGGCGGAUGCCUUGACCAACUAAUGAUCGAUAAGAUGGUUCUAGAGGAUGCAGCAUCCCGUAGUCGGAAUCUUUCGACAUGCUGGGUGGACUUCCGCAAAGCCUUCGAUAGCCUGUCUCACCAGUGGAUCCGGAGAUGCCUGUUGAUCUACCGCUUUGCAGACAAUCUUGUCUCAUGCAUCUCAAGCAUGAUGGAUCAUUGGAGAACGCAAAUGGUACUGCCUGGUCAAACACCCCGUGCAUUCAGUCGCCCAAUAUCUAUCCACCGUGGCAUUUUCCAGGGCGAUUCCCUUUCUCCACUGCUAUUUUGCCUGUCUCUAAAUCCGAUCAGUGGCGAGUUGACCAGGACGGGUCUUGGCUACCGCUGCGGCCCACCGGCCCAGGUGUGCCCUGUAUAG
Messenger RNA from Sycon ciliatum, 1941 nucleotides. RefSeq lists its product as uncharacterized. The transcript has a single exon. The record is from RefSeq and is a predicted model, not a curated record. The coding region runs from base 1 to 1941 and encodes 646 amino acids. NCBI's taxonomy places the organism in Eukaryota, Metazoa, Porifera, Calcarea, Leucosolenida, Sycettidae.